AUGAAUGCUACAAAUACGCUUGUUGUAGAUAACGGUACAGGUUUUGUAAAGUGCGGUUAUGCAGGCUCCAACUUCCCUGAGCAUGUCUUCCCCAGUGUUGUAGGCCGUCCUAUCCUGCGUGCCGAAGAAAGAGUGGGUGACCUCCAGGUCAAGGAUAUUAUGGUCGGUGAGGAGGCUGCUCAGCUUAGAAACAUCCUUCAAAUGUCGUAUCCCAUGGAAAAUGGUAUCAUUCGUAACUGGGAAGAUAUGCGCCAUUUAUGGAACUAUACUUUCGACGAACAGCUGAAGAUUGAUCCAAGAGACUCAAAGAUUUUGUUAACCGAAGCUCCCAUGAAUCCCAAGCAGAACCGUGAAAAAAUGGCCGAGAUUAUGUUUGAGGAAUAUGGCUUCCAGGGUAUCUAUGUUGCUAUCCAAGCUGUAUUGACUCUUUUUGCACAAGGUCUGAUGUCUGGUGUCGUUGUUGACUCUGGCGAUGGUGUUACACAUAUUGUACCUGUUUAUCAAGGCUAUGCGCCUGCAAACUUGACACGUCGUCUUGAUGUUGCUGGCCGUCAUGUCACAAGAUAUUUGAUCAAGCUAUUACUCUUGCGUGGUUAUGCAUUCAAUCGUACCGCUGAUUUUGAAACUGUUCGUCAAAUCAAAGAGAAAUUCAGUUAUGUCAGUUACGACCUUGAGUUGGAUCAAAAAUUGGGUAACGAAACAACAACAUUAGUCGAAAGCUACGAGCUUCCCGAUGGUCGUGUCAUCAAGGUAGGAUCUGAGCGUUUCGAGGCUCCUGAGUGUUUGUUCCAGCCCAACUUGAUUGAUGUGGAGGCUCCUGGCAUGGCUGAGAUGCUUUUCAACACAAUUCAAUCCGCCGAUAUCGAUAUUCGUGCCGAUCUUUACAAGCAUAUUGUUUUGUCUGGUGGUUCAACCAUGUAUCCUGGUUUACCCAGUCGUUUAGAAAAGGAAAUGAAGCAACUUUACCUCACAAAUGUGCUCAAUGGCGACGCAAGUAGAUUAAAUAAAUUCAAAAUUCGUAUCGAAGAUCCCCCUAGACGUAAGCACAUGGUGUACCUCGGUGGCGCUGUACUUGCCGAUAUUAUGAAGGAUAAGGAUAGUUGGUGGGUCACUAAACAAGAAUGGGAAGAGAUGGGUCCUCGUUCAUUGGAAAAGAUGGGCGUCUUGGGUUCUACCGCUUAA
Mucor velutinosus is the source of this 1182-nucleotide messenger RNA. RefSeq lists its product as uncharacterized. Lineage: Eukaryota; Fungi; Mucoromycota; Mucoromycetes; Mucorales; Mucoraceae. The coding region runs from base 1 to 1182 and encodes 393 amino acids. Gene Ontology annotation, biological process: Arp2/3 complex-mediated actin nucleation. The record is from RefSeq and is a predicted model, not a curated record. Gene Ontology annotation, molecular function: actin filament binding. The transcript has 7 exons. Gene Ontology annotation, cellular component: Arp2/3 protein complex; actin cortical patch.